This is a messenger RNA of Melanaphis sacchari, 1863 nucleotides long. RefSeq lists its product as uncharacterized. The record is from RefSeq and is a predicted model, not a curated record. Gene Ontology annotation, cellular component: extracellular matrix. The transcript is spliced from 5 exons. The coding region runs from base 14 to 1384 and encodes 456 amino acids. Lineage: Eukaryota; Metazoa; Arthropoda; Insecta; Hemiptera; Aphididae.
UAGCAUAAAUACCAUGUCUCCGUUCUCCAUAUUCACCAGUUCAUUUCUGUACACAGUCAUUCAAUACUUUGACAAAACAACAACAACAAAAAAACCCACUAAAAUGGCCGCUAAGUUCGUCAUCCUCGCCGCUUGCGUGGCUACCGCUCUCGCCCAAUACUCUGCCCCGGCCUACAAGCCAGCGUACUCAGCCCCCGCUUACCCGGCACCAAAGGCUUACGCCCCGGAACCCGCAUACGCCCCGGCCCCGUACAGCUUCGAAUACAGCGUAAACGACCCACACACCUACGACGUCAAGAGCCAAUCCGAAUACGCCGACGGCAACGGUUACGUCAAGGGAUCGUACAGCCUUUUGGAAGCCGACGGUUCCACCCGUACCGUCGAAUACACCGCCGACGACUACAACGGUUUCAACGCCGUCGUCAAGAACUCCGCCCCGGCCUACAAGCCAGCUUACUCCGCACCGGCCUACGCCGCCCCAGCCUACGCCGCCCCGGCUUACCCAGCACCGGCCUACUCCGCACCGGCCUACAAGCCAGCGUACAAACCAGCAUACUGUUAUGACUCAAAAAUGAAAAAAAUGUUAGUAUGCCUUGUAUGGAACUGGUUUGUAAGCCGGUGCUGGGUAGACGGGUUUGUAGGCAGGGGCGUUGUACGGGGUCUUGUAUCCUCCUUCGAUCUUCUUGACGAUGGCGUUGAAACCGCUUUGGUCAUCGGCGGUGUAUUCAACGACGCGGGUGGAACCAUCAGCUUCCAAGAGGCUGUAGGAUCCCUUGAUGUUGCCGUUGCCGUCGGCGUAUUCAGAUUGGCUCUUCACGUCGUAUUUCGCGUCAUGUAUACUCUGGGUAAUGAAAUACUACAAUACAUGGAAUGGGUAAAAAGUAACACUGACAUCUUUCGAUUUAAAUACUGCGACAACAGGCACGGAAUUUAUCAGUCACCGUGUAAUAUUUGUCGCCGACAGAAUAAACAGAAUAAUAUUCAACUACCUAUCGUACAACGAUACAAACACAAAAUGAUCGCCAAGGUACUCGUCAUUGUCGCUUGUGCGUCUCUUGCCGUCGCUGAAUACGCGUCGCCUAGAGCGUACACUCCGGAGCCCAAAUACGCACCAAUCCCGUACAGUUUUGAGUACAGCGUAAACGACCCAUACACUUAUGACGUGAAGAGUCAACGCGAGUCGAGCGACGGAAAUGGAAACGUCAAAGGAUCGUACAGCCUUUUGGAAGCCGACGGUUCCACACGCACCGUUGAAUACACCGCCGACGACUACAACGGUUUCAACGCUGUCGUCAAGAACUCCGCCUCUGCUGCCUCCUACAAGCCAACUUACUCUGCACCAGCCUACUCAGGAUACAGACCAGCAUAUAAAUCUGCAUUCUAAUUGUUUUUCUCUAGUCAUUUAAACCAUUUGUCUUCCUCGCCUCGUGUCUUCUUCGUGCGUACCUCUAUUUGAUCACGUUCGUAUUGAACCACGGUCCCAAAGUCAUGCUAUACCAUAGUAACGUUAUAUGUAUAUAUUAUGUAUAAAUGAAAAAUGACGCGAUUUGUAUAUUUAUCGUUACCGUCGCCAAGAAUUUCGAAAGCGGCUACGAAAAACUCAAUUUAUAUUUACCUAAUUAUAAUAAUAUAUUACUAUGUGUUGUAUUGUUUCCGUUUUGUAUAAUAUUGUUUUCUGUUCAUCGAACGCAAAUGUUCUCAUGUGCUUAUCAUUUAUCACUCAUAUUUUAUCAUGUUGUUUUAUGUACAUUUUAUGUAAUAUUAUAAGCCUAAUUGUUGACUAUUAUAAGCUAACCCAAUUUUAAUUGUGCUUACCUACGUGUUUUGAAUUAUAAGUAAUAAAACCUACUCAUGAAAUAAUUA